Molecule: messenger RNA, 1704 nt
Organism: Theileria orientalis strain Shintoku
Lineage: Eukaryota; Apicomplexa; Aconoidasida; Piroplasmida; Theileriidae
Product: DEAD-box family helicase
Exons: 12
Coding region: 1-1704 (567 amino acids)
Molecular function (GO): ATP binding; RNA helicase activity; nucleic acid binding
Source: RefSeq, a predicted model, not a curated record
AUGAACAAAAAAAUGGAAUUUAAAAGUGAGUCGGAUGAUGAAGGAGACUUGGAAGUUGAAUUUAAAGAAGGAUUCCUUGAUUUAUUGUCAGAAAACACGAAUGAAAAACACGAAAGUGCUGUGAAAGAAACUAAAGGUGAAGGUUUGGAUAAAAAAAUAAAUAAAACGCAAUCCGGCUCCACUUCUAAAACCAAUGUGCUACUUUCUAAUCUUAAUUGGUCGGAUUUUUCAUUAUGUAAAUCACUUCUUAAGGCGAUUUAUGAACUAGGAUACGAACAUCCAACGUUGAUUCAAACUAAAGUAAUACCACUGGCACUGGAAGGAAAGGACUUGUUAGUGACAGCAGAAACAGGAUCCGGAAAAACAGCGUCGUUUGUAAUUCCGACAUUGCAAAGAUUGGUGGCAUCUGGAUUCAUAAAACAACGAACAAAAGAUAACUACACACACGGAUUGAGACACGGAACGAAGGUUUUGGUGAUAUUACCAACAAGAGAGCUGGCAGCACAGUGUUACGAAGUGUAUAAAUCGCUAUCUAAGUACUUGACGACAAACGCAGCCCUGUUGACGGGAGGGAUACCAAUAAAGGAGCAGGAGAAUAAGCUGAAGCAAAUACCAGAUACAAUAAUAUGUACGCCAGGAAGAGCACUGGAUAUGCUGCUCAACUCAAGCUCAAUCAACGUGGAAAACAUAGAAGUGGUGAUAAUGGAUGAAGCAGAUAAGCUCCUGGAGUUGGGAUUCAGAGACGAGGUAAGACCGAAAAGAAAAAGUAAAAUGAAAAACUUCUGUAAUAGAAAUAGGCAGACCAUGCUAUUCAGUGCAACGUUGACAGAGGAAACGAAGGAACUGGUAAACCUGUCAAUGACAAACCCGGUGUACGUUAAGGUGGAUGAGCCAACAAAAGUGUCAAAAACGCUGGAGUUCGAAAUGCUAAUGAUACCAAAAGAGGAGUAUAGAGAGGCGUGCGCAGUGUACCUGUGCACAAAGUACUGCAAGGAAAAAACGAUACUGUUCUUUCAGACGAAAAGAGCAGCACACAGGAUGUAUUUAAUAUUUAAGCUGAUGAAACUGAAGUGUGCAGAGUUGCACGGAAACCUAUCGCAAUCAAAGAGGUUUGAGUCGGUGGAAAAGUUUAAAAAAUCUGAGGUGGACUACCUGUUGGCGAGCGAGUUGGCAUCGAGAGGACUGGACAUACCAGGAAUAAAAACAGUAAUCAACGUGGACUUGCCGACAGAUAUAACGAGGUAUAUACACAGAGUGGGUAGAACAGCAAGAAUGGGAUCCUCAGGAAAGGCAAUCACAUUGUACGUGGAUGAGCAAAGAUCGCAAGUUAAGCUGUUUCUGAAGAAAACGUCUACAUUGGGAUCAAAAUAUGAAAAUAAUAAGAGAAAAGUAGCAUCAGGAAUACUUAAUAAGUACAAAAACAGUAUCGCAGAGUUGGAAGAAAAAAUAAAGGAGAUUUUGUUAAACGAAAAGAUAGAAAAGGAUAUAAAAAAGAUUGAUAGCACAAUGAAAAACGUAGAAGGAAAGGAAACAGAAAAAAGAAAGUGGUUUAGAUCGAUAAAAGAAAAGAAAAGCGCAUCAAAACAAGAAUACGUGGAAGCAAAGUGGAAAACACAAAAAAUGGCAGAAAAAACAAAAAAUGAAAUAGAUAAAAAUAAAUUUAAAAAGGUGAAAAGGAUGUUUAAAAAGAAAAGAAAAAAUUAA